Messenger RNA from Calliphora vicina (urban bluebottle blowfly), 369 nucleotides. RefSeq lists its product as uncharacterized. The record is from RefSeq and is a predicted model, not a curated record. The transcript has a single exon. Bases 1 to 369 code for a protein of 122 amino acids. NCBI's taxonomy places the organism in Eukaryota, Metazoa, Arthropoda, Insecta, Diptera, Calliphoridae.
AUGAUUGAUUCCAAUCAUAUUAUGAUUGAUUCCAAUCAUAUUAUGAUUGAUUCCAAUCAUAUUAUGAUUGAUUCCAAUCAUAUUGAUUCCAAUCAUAUUCUGAUUGAUUCCAAUCAUAUUCUGAUUGAUUCCAAUCAUAUUCUGAUUGAUUCCAAUCAUAUUAUGAUUGCCUCCAAUCAUAUUAUGAUUGCCUCCAAUCAUAUUACGAUUGAUUCCAAUCAUAUUACGAUUGAUUCCAAUCAUAUUACGAUUGAUUCCAAUCAUAUUAUGAUUGAUUUCAAUCAUAUUAUGAUUGACUCCAGUCAUAUUAUGAUAUACUCCAAUCAUACUAUGAUUGACUCCAAUCAUAUUAUGAUAAUCUUAUUAUGA